GGCGCCCGAUUGUCAUGUUGUCUACGCAUUCGGUAACGAGAUUGGUGCUCCAACCAUGGCAGCCUUUGGAAAACCGACGAGCGGAGGAAGUGCACCCCCCCGAGUCGCCGCGUUUGAUACAUACCGUCCCAAUCAACAACCCAAGUCGCAUAUGUUGUCGGACGCCGAACGAUCGUCCGCGAAGAGUGACGCCGAAGAGGUACAGUUACGACUGGUAGGAGUACUCUUGUUGUCUCACAAUAUGAGGAUCGCCACCCUUUUUGUGGUUUUUUAACGAACACCAACACGGCUCUCCGUACUCAAGCCUCUAUCGCUCAUUCUCUUCAGGUUGUGAGGUCGAUUCGUGACCUGGAAACCGCAUUGAAAAGCUUGAGUGGAAACUCUUUACGAAACCUAUUAUGUAGCGUCGACGGAUUAACUCACCUUGCACAUGAUCUAGCGCCACGGAAAAAUUAGGCUCGCGAAGAUCAAAGCGGAGUCGUCAAAAACGUGUGUCGUUUGUCAUAGGUAACUUGCUUGGAAGUAUAAUAUUGCGAAGACGUGCGGUGAAAUGCGCAAGGAACAUAGGACGUGCAUGGUGAACAUACUUGAUGAAU
This is a messenger RNA of Amoebophrya sp. A25, 596 nucleotides long. NCBI's taxonomy places the organism in Eukaryota, Dinophyceae, Syndiniales, Amoebophryaceae. The record is from the annotation of a GenBank genome assembly.